Messenger RNA from Toxoplasma gondii ME49, 4101 nucleotides. RefSeq names its product subtilisin SUB8 (gene SUN8). Gene Ontology annotation, biological process: proteolysis. The transcript is spliced from 4 exons. Bases 1 to 4101 code for a protein of 1366 amino acids. Gene Ontology annotation, molecular function: serine-type endopeptidase activity. Lineage: Eukaryota; Apicomplexa; Conoidasida; Eucoccidiorida; Sarcocystidae. The record is from RefSeq and is a predicted model, not a curated record.
AUGAACCUGCGGAGUGACGACUCUGACAUCGACCCCGCUGCUAGCAACCGCAUCUCGGGUAGGCGGGGGGAGGCCAGGAGUCUAGGAUUGCCUACCAGAGAAGUGAACUACGGUCGCACUGGCGGUCAGAGUUCUUCAACACUAGGAGGUUCACUACGGGUUCAAGGAGUUUCCGCUCUGCCACUUUCAGCAUUUGAGGUGCAUGCAAUAGAAAGCAAGGACGACUGGCAGCCACGGAGUAGUCAAGAAGGACCUUCUCACCAAGACGUGAGCCUAGACGCCAGUUCUCCUAUGCAGAAACUGCACCGUCUUGUCGGUGACGCCUCUGAAUUACAAGACGCGGCUAGCAGGCCGGCCUCCGACGACACGCUGAACAACGAAAAGCGAAACAGCGUACCAUUGCUUCCCGGGAAACGUGCUGGUGAUGCGAAUUUCCUGUCGGAGCCUAGAGGCGUGGCUACGAAUAAUUCGCCGAGUUCGCAACCGGACACGUCAAGAGUUAACUCGGCGACAGCGAACCAGCCGAAACGAAAGACCACAAAAGCUCGCAACUCUGUGCCCGACAGCGGUCAGUCUUCCCCCCGAGGUCAGAUGGUCGUUGUGAACGUAGAAGCCUUAGGUAGCCCGAUAGAUAAGGACACAGGUCGCCCCCUUUUCUACAACGACAGAAUUUUGGUUGGCUGGCGUUGUUCGGACCACGAACUCCUCGCUCUUAAAGCGCUGGAAAUGGAAGAGGAAGAAGAGGAAGACGAUGUUCCACAGGGUUCUUCUCUCUCAGCUCCUGCUUCUAUGGAUGAUCCAAAUGCCUCCAUUACCGACGAGAAGCCGCAAGUGGGCAUUCCUUGCGCUCAGUCAGGUUUCGACCCGUUAACCCUGGGAGCCAGUCAGUCCGAAAUUCGCUUGUGUGGCUAUGUACCGCCCGAUCUGGGUAUUGACAUACGCAGUCUCCGGGAUUCUCGUCAAACAACGUCGAGUGCUUCAGCGUCAUCUAAUCCUGCUGUUCCUCUCGAUCUGUCGCAAGUUAGCGCAUUGUGGCCUAACACUCGCAGGCCCAGAAACAACAAUGAGAACUCGGCUCACUUCGGUAACUUUAACCGACACGGGAAUAUGUCGCCAGCGGAUUCGCCAAGCGCUGUUUUCGCUUCUUCUGAUAACAGCAAACGACGAACAUCAACGCCCGGGCAACCAGGAUUGAGUGAUGGCAUGGUCGGAGCACCGCCGCGGCGUUUGCAAGUGCUGGACCGUAUGUUGAAAAGCUAUGCCAGCCCAGAAGUCGAAUCGGUGAAGACUCUCUUCCGGAGGCUGCCUCAGAAAAGAUCGCUUCGAAAGAAAGUUCCACAUGGUGAAACCUGGAAGCGGCCAGAGAGUCAGGUGGACAACCAAGAAACGUUGAGUGCAAGUGACGCGCAAAAGAAUAACUCGAAUUCAGGCCUUGGCAUAUCCUCGAAGGAUAUGGCAGAAGAGAGACAAAGUCUGGGGUUAAGUUCUGGGAACCAUGCAACCUCAAAAGGUGCUACUAGGCCCAGCAAAGGGAAUUUAGAUCGUAGUGGUGGCACGGUGUAUUCAGAACACACGCGGUCCCCCGGAACAGGUGAUAAUCUGGAAGGAGGACGCGCGGGAAAAAACAUUCGAGACAGUGUGACUGAAGACAGUAAGACAGAAGAAUUCGUAAAGAAAAGGCUAUUGGAUGACGACGAACUGUGUGGAAUGGAUCUUAUCAAGUUGUCCCUCAAACAUUAUCGCGCUCGUGUUGAAGGAACCAGAUACGAUGGAUACCCUGAAAACAACUCUGAGAAUGUAGAGGCAUUGAAAGCGUUUAUGAAAGAGUUUGCAUCCCACGAUUACGUCGGCGACAUUCUCUUUCUCGCUCCGGACGCGCCGAUCCAUGCACAUGCCACUUCGCCCGAACUGAAUGGGGAAGCGAGUCCAACUGAUGGCGAAGAAUGUACGUCUGCCUCGUGUACUUCGAAGCACCCAACAGAGAUUGGAAAUAAAGAGGAACAAGCUAGAAGCGCAUUUCGAGUCAACCCGCCACAGCCUCCCGCACUGGCUCCAGACGACAGAGAUAGUGUACAACGAAGCAACUCAAAUGUGAAUAAAACUGUUAAGAUAAGCGAAUAUCCUAAUGGAAGCGCAGACAAACAGCAAAGCAUCUUUUUGAAGAGAACGCUCAACUCGGAUAACAGCAAAAAUCUCGAUUUUUGGGCCGUUAAUGGGUUCGGUCCGUAUCCAACAUCAGCGCCAGGAGACAAACGCGCGGAGAAAGUCUCACAGGAUGAAGACGGUGUUGCUGAAGAGCCAUUCAGGGUAGGAAAGCCAAGUGUUCCAGAGCAGACCAUUCACGCAGUCAGCUCCAACCGAUCACUUCAGGAAACAUUACAAGUUUCAGAAAGUGGCAAAGAGGAAAGUGGGCGAACGGUCUUCCCUAAUGACCCUCUGUUCAGUCUACAGUGGUCACUGGGGUCGCCACCGCAGGAUGUGCAGAUGAGUGCGGAGUUCUGCUUCCUUCGAGCUCGAGAAGAACUUCAGGGUAGGUCGGCAGACGCAGACGAAAGAGGGGCAGGUGGUUCCUUUCAGCAAACGCCGAACAAAUCUCAGCUCGCUAAGGUGAGACAGCUUUGUGAGGCAGCUGGUCACAAAGACAAAUACGCAACCGGAGGGAAACUCAGAGCCACAACCCUUGCUGCAGAGGUCGAAGAUGGUCAAGGAGACACAGAUCAGCACAAAAAAGACGGGAUAACUCCAGACAGCGCCUCGACUCUCCAGGCAGAGGCCAACGAGAAACAGGUCCAAGACUUGGAAGGAGACAUGGAAGAGAGACAGACAACUCCGUCUCUGCAGGAGAGUGCAGAACUGCACGUACUUCAAGGUAGCCAUGCAGGAAGAGGUGGAGGAACACAUAUUGGAGAAAACGCAGCUGACGCAAACAGCAUUGACAUGGUCAAGGCAUGGCGACUCAGUCUUAGUCCACAGGAUGAAGACAACAAGAAGAAGCAAGAAGUUCUCGUUGCUGUCAUCGAUACAGGCGUCAACUACAUCCACUCAGACCUUGCAAACAGCAUCUGGGUCAACGAACAGGAGCUAAACGGCAUACCUGGGUUUGACGACGACCAGAACGGUUAUAUCGAUGACGUCUACGGCUGGAAUUUUCUACACGGGAACAAUAACCCCAUGGAUGACAACGGUCACGGCUCUCAUGUCGCAGGGAUUAUUGGAGCUCAGAGGAAUAAUAAUCAAGGAGUGUCUGGCAUCAGCAGCCACGCUCGGAUCAUCGCACUGAAGAUUCUUAACAAAAAGGGAGAAGGAGACGUGUCACAUGCGAUUCCCGCCAUCCGAUACGCUCUGGACAAUGGCGCCAAAGUGAUUACUAACUCCUGGGGAGGCAUCUCAGGAACUCAGAUUCUGGGAGUGCUGUUGAAGGAGGCAGUCGCUGACGCGAGCGGAAGCGUCUUUGUGAUCGCGGCAGGGAAUGAUGGCAUGGAUAUCUCGAAAGAUCCGUAUUAUCCAGCAUCUUUCCUAAGAGACUGGACCAUCACUGUCGCAGCUCAUGCGCGUGACGGUGCGCUGCCGAAAUGGUCGAACUAUGGCCAUAACACUGUUCACCUUACAGCACCAGGUGAAAACAUCACAAGCACGUGGAUGGGGAGUGGAUACCGUUUGAGCAGUGGAACGUCAAUGGCAGCUCCCAUGGUCAGCGGCGUAGCCGCAGAGAUUCUCGCCUACAAUCCUAUGCUCCAACCGCAGCAAGUGGUCGACGUUCUUGUGCAAAGCGCUAUCACGGAUAAACGACAUGCAAAUGUCUCGCUCACGGGAGCCCGUCUGAACGCGUAUCGCGCUAUUAUUCUUAGCCAGCUUCAGUUCGUCUCGCUGUCACCCGCCGAAUUACAUGUCGGCGGAACAGUGGAUCCUGUCGGAGAAGUCGAAAUGAUUUUUCGAUCCCUCAUGCUUCCACCUGGUGUGUACGAAGGCACUAUCGAGCUCGUCUACUCCAGACGCCUAGCCAGCACGCGAGGCCUGGGGAUGCUCUCGGGUGUGCUGAAACGCAGAAUCGUCCAGCUGGUUCAAGUGACCCUACCAGUAAAGUUAACAAUCAUCCAGUAA